Messenger RNA from Cololabis saira (Pacific saury), 3057 nucleotides. Its product is annotated as occludin-like. The coding region runs from base 235 to 1869 and encodes 544 amino acids. Gene Ontology annotation, molecular function: cis-regulatory region sequence-specific DNA binding. The record is from RefSeq and is a predicted model, not a curated record. Gene Ontology annotation, cellular component: bicellular tight junction; membrane; transcription elongation factor complex. NCBI's taxonomy places the organism in Eukaryota, Metazoa, Chordata, Actinopteri, Beloniformes, Belonidae. Gene Ontology annotation, biological process: positive regulation of transcription elongation by RNA polymerase II; snRNA transcription by RNA polymerase II; bicellular tight junction assembly. The transcript has 9 exons.
CAGGGAGACAAAAAGCACUUGUUCGGAGGCGGUCGGAGUACCGCUGUCUCUGUCCAGGUCGUUGGUCUUAAAGCAACAAAAGAUAUAUAUUUAUACACAUUUAGUUCGGAAAGUUGUUGAUAAUUUAACGCAAUCUUAUUUUUUCCCUCAAACUGAGUGAAACUUUGGUUGGAAGGAGAGUUUUAACAGGAAAACCGAAGGGACGCUGGUCUCAGUUUUGGACAUCUGUGAGCAAUGUUUGACCGGCAGCAUUACGAGAGCCCACCGGUCUACAGCCCUCCUUUUACCCCUCCAUCCAACAAUGGAUUUGGCCCUGCGGGGAGUUACAACAGCCCUCAGAGCGAUUACAAUGCAUACCCACCUCCGCCAGGGUCGUACUACAUCGAGGACAGACCACAGCACUUCUACAAAUGGCUGUCCCCUCCCGGGAUCACCAAGGCGAUGAUGGCCGCGGUGAUCGUGCUGUGUCUGGCAAUAUUUGCGUGCGUGGCCUCGACUCUCAUGUGGGAUAUGCAGUAUGGAUACGGCACCGGCGGUUACUAUGGUUCUGGUAGUAUGGGCUACGGCAGCGGAUACAUGGGAGGCAGCUACGGCUCGGGCUACGGCGGAGGUUAUGGAGGUUACGGCGGCUAUGGAAACCAAUAUGGUUCCUAUGUUUCUCCUUACUCUGCCAAAACUGCAAUGAUCGCCAUGGCAGCCAUCAACUUCAUCGGAUCACUCAGCUUCUUUAUUGCCAGCUUCUCUAAAUCCCACACAGUCCGCAGCAGGAAGUUCUUCCUGGCCAUCCUCAUAGCCACCAUCAUCUUGGCCGUCCUGCAGGGUAUCAUAACCAUUGUCUACAUCGUUGGGGUGAACCCCAUGGCCCAGGGCUCUUCCAGUAUGAUGUACAAUCCGAUGCUCAUGAUGUGCCAGAACCUCUACCAGUCCACCAGCUACUCGCAGAUGGGAGGAGUGGGAGGCUUCCCCAUGUACAACCAGUACCUGUACCAUUACUGCUUUGUGGAUCCUCAGGAGGGAGUUGCCAUGGUGUGCGGAUUCCUAGUUGUCAUCGCGUUGGGAGUCGCUGCUUUCUAUGCGCACAAGACAAGAGGGAAGAUCUGGCGCUACGGAAAACCAAACAUCUACUGGGAUGAGCCUCUCGUCGGGGGGAAGGCCUCUGAGGGCAGAGAUGUAGAGGAAUGGGUGAACAAUGUGGAGGAAAGCCGCAGUGUUCAGGAUGCACCUACGCUGCUGGUGUCAGAGAAGGGAGGCGGGCUGCUCAACGCCUCGGCUAACAGCGUCAUUUCAUACCCUCCGGUCAAAGUGGACAGCGGAUCCUACAAUGGGGAUGAUAACCAGUACUCUGAGAGAACAACCAGCCGGCCGUCGGAGGAAUUCCCCCACGGCGGACGGAACAGCUCCAGCCCUUCAGACGACACAGGUGGAGCCCGCAAACCCUCUGCACACAGAGGCAAGAGGCGCAGACGCAACCCAGAACUAGACGAGUCUCAGUAUGAAACGGAGUACACCACCGGGGGAGAGACGGGCAACGAACUCGACAUAGAACAGUGGGAGCGGAUGUACCCGGAGAUAAGAUCGGAUGUUCAGCGUCAUGACUAUAAAAGAGAGUUCGACGCUGACCUUCGGCUGUACAAGCGACUGUGUGCAGAAAUGGACGACAUUAAUGAUCAGCUGAACAAACUGAGUCGGCAGCUGGACACGCUGGACGAAACCUCCUCCAAAUACCAGGCUGUUGCGGAUGAAUAUAACCAGCUGAAGGAUCUGAAGCAGACCGCAGAUUAUCAGUCUAAGAAGAAAGAGUGUCGUAGCCUGAGACACAAACUGUUCCACAUCAAGCGCAUGGUGAAAGAGUACGACAAGAAGCACUGAGGGAUCCCCUUCGCCCCAACUCUCAGCGCUACGGUUCACACUGAAAAGCUUUGCAGACAUGCGCCAAAAUACACUCCCAAACACUGGAAAGACUGUGACAUGCUGAAACCAAAGUUGCAGCAUACGAACUGGCACGUGCGCACACAUACAACACACUGACACACACCUACACCGGGGAGCAUUUUGUAUAUUGGAAAUAAUAAUCUAGAUUUGUUUUUAUUUUUGUUCACUCGCAUAUAAUCACAGUUUUCGUGGAGGAAAAAUAAAGGCAGACGUAAACGUCUCUCUGAAGAUUAAGCUAAGUGUUUGCUGUGCUGCACGCAGACAGGUGGGCGCAGUGAGAGAGAGGUUGUUUGAAAGUUAUCUGAUCACCUUUGAUAACCCGGGGAUGUUUGUUCUGCAGAUUCGCUGCGUUUCUUUGUUUUAUCUCCGCAGAUAAAGACGUGGAGCAGUAUUGUAGGGAAUGUAGCGACGGUUGAGACAAGUCGCAGCGAUUAUUUCUUACGUAACCUUUGUUGCAAACGAUCUUCAUUUGAGCUUUUUUUCUCACCCACCUCAGUGUUUGUAAUUACUUUAACCAUCAGUGAUCCGCUAACUGUGGUGACCAUGCUACUGUUUUUAUACUGAUUGAGAUCUGAUAAGACCAAAAAGAGGAGAGACCGGCCAGUGAGACAUAUGUGACCUUCUUAUAUUGUACAGCACAGACUUUUAAUGAUUCCACUUCACUUACCAAGAACAAACGUAAACAUUCGUCUGCUCGAAUAGUCUGUUAGGUUCUUAAGGAUGUGUGAAAUGCUAAAGACUCGUGGUGGCUUGUUUCUUUGUUUUGUUUGAUAAAUCAGUGUUCAUUCAAAAAUCUUCAUAAGCUGUUCAGAUAAGUAAACUUAACCAAGCUAUUUUGUAUCAUGAAUACUUCUCAACAAACGUGUCAUUUGAUUCCUUUUCACUGAAAUCUGCUCUAGUUUUAUAUUAAUCAGUUUCAUCUAAAAGAAAUCUGCUGUACGUUUUAAAAUUUAGGCACAUCUUUGAUUUCUUAUGCAUUUGUAUUUUUAUGAAGAGUGUUUUAUCAUUUUACAAACCAUUUGCGAGCCAUUUAUUUUUGUAAGAAUUUAUUUUCUUUGAUGCCAUUAUUAUGAAAUACCUUUUUUUUUUGUAACCGUACACUUCCAUAAAUUAUGUUGUCUAAAA